This is a messenger RNA of Leucoraja erinaceus (little skate), 5215 nucleotides long. RefSeq names its product multidrug and toxin extrusion protein 1-like. Gene Ontology annotation, molecular function: antiporter activity; xenobiotic transmembrane transporter activity. The transcript has 17 exons. Gene Ontology annotation, cellular component: membrane. Bases 284 to 2002 code for a protein of 572 amino acids. Gene Ontology annotation, biological process: xenobiotic detoxification by transmembrane export across the plasma membrane. Lineage: Eukaryota; Metazoa; Chordata; Chondrichthyes; Rajiformes; Rajidae. The record is from RefSeq and is a predicted model, not a curated record.
GCUGCGACUUCGCAUCGUAAUGACCCAUGGCGAUAGUUCCCUGUGGCAACGAGCACGCAGCUUGCACCAAAGACCCUGGCUUGCACGAUGCAGAUAGAGCCGCGCUCAAAAGGGCAGCUCGGAAGUGUAAUCAGAGCCCUUCAGUAUAAGGGCCUGUCCGUGUCACCCAGUCAGCGUUGGAAGCCCGGACGCCAGCAUUUAAAAGCAGCAACUGGAUCUGGAGUUGAGAAGCAAUUGACAACAAGCCCGUCGUUACUUCUACCGCUACCGGAGACCUGGGAAGAUGAACGCCCCGGGGUUAGGAGCCUUCAAUGAAGUUGCCCAAACACCACUGCUGAGGAAAAUCAGAAGCUUGAUACCCCUCAACUUCUGGACAGAAGUGAAGGAACUUUUCCGAUUGGCCGGUCCAGUGGUUCUAUCCCAGCUGAUGGUGUUUUUCAUCGGCAUAGUCAGCUCCAUAUUCUGUGGUCAUUUGGGGAAAGUUCAACUGGAUGCAGUGUGUCUCGCUACAGCAAUGAUUAAUGUAUCGGGUAUCUCCGUGGGUGCUGGAUUGGCCUCCGCCUGUGAUACGCUCAUAUCCCAGACAUUUGGCAGCAGAAAUCUGAAGAGAAUUGGGGUGAUUCUGCAAAGAGGAAUCCUCAUCCUGAUGAUAUUCUGCUUCCCCUGUUGGGCCCUCUUAAUUAACACCGAGCACAUCCUGCUGGCUGUUCACCAGUCUCCCAAAGUGGCCAAGUUAGCUCAGCUGUACGUGUGGAUAUUUAUCCCUGGUCUUCCUGCAGCAUUUCUGUAUCAGUUGGAGAUCCGAUACCUUCAGAAUCAGGGGAUCACUCUGCCGCAAGUCUUCACGGGUCUCCUCGCCAACAUCUUCAACGGGCUGGUGAAUUACGUCCUCCUCUACGUGCUGACACUGGACGUGCCAGGCUCCGCUGCUGCCAAUGUUGCUUCUCAGUACUUUCAAGUCAUUCUCCUGUUUCUGUACAUUCGAAGGAAGAAGUUGUAUGUGGGGACAUGGACAGGCUGGUCAGCUGACUCUCUGCAGGAGUGGGGCAGCUUUGUCCGACUUGCCAUCCCCAGCAUGUUGAUGCUGUGUAUUGAGUGGUGGACCUACGAGAUUGGCACCUUCCUAUCAGGGCUGGUUAGUGAAGUUGAACUCGGAGCACAGUCGAUUAUUUACCAGGUGUUAACAGCGGCAUACAUGAUACCCCUUGGUUGCAGUGUGGCUGCAAGUGUCCUUGUGGGCAACGCGCUUGGGGCUAGAAACCCGGAGAAGGCUCAGAACUCAGCAGCCAUCGCCCUGUGUUUUAUCGGCGGCUGUUCACUGCUGAUUUCUGUCAUCCUUGGAUCCACUCGGAGUGUGCUGGGAUAUGUUUUCACCACUGACAAGGAGAUCAUUCAGUUGGUGUCAGAUGUGGAUCCAAUCAUUGCCACGUUCCACUGGUUUGAAGCCAUAGCUACUGUGAGCGGCGGAGUGCUGAGAGGGGCUGGGAAGCAGAAGCUGGGAGCCCUCGGUAACCUGGUUGGCUUCUACUCCAUUGGCUUCCCCCUGGGGAUCACGCUAAUGUUUGCAGCUCACCUUGGCGUCACAGGUCUUUGGUCGGGCUUCUUCGUCUGUGUGGUCAUACAAGCUGCCUUCUUCCUGGUUGUCAUUAGCAAAAUUAACUGGAGGAAGGCCUGUGAACAGGCAAUGAUUAAUGCGGGGAUGAAGAUAAAUGUGGACACUUCUUACAGCUCGGGUAACAGCCCGGUGAACGAUAUUCCAACAGAGGCACGGACGGAGAAUAUCGCCGUCAUUGUGUUGUCCAACCUUAGUCAAGUGGAGAGCAACGCUGACACCGAGCAACUCAGGGAAGAAAGCACCGUGCCCGAAAUCGGAGUGACCAUCGUCGGCGAAAUCUUAUCCACAAAGCAACUCAUCCUGCGCCGGGGUCUGGCCUUCCUUUCGGGACCCUUGAUCCUGGCCGUCGGGCUGGUGGUUCAGUUGACUGUCGUCCACGGGACAUAGCCCUUUUGGUGAAAGCGGCUGACGGACGCGGGGAGAUCGCGGGGCAUUUCAACAGCAAGGGGACCAGCCAGAGGGACACCUUGCCUUGGAGUACAGGCGGUCAGCAUGCAACUGGGGCGUCAGUCGGGAAUUCUCAGCUGUCCCAUCUGGAGUAGUGUGCAGGGGGACCUGGUACACAAUCCACAAUCCAGCAUGGAAAGGUCUCCAAAUUUCACACGGAAGGAAUCAAUGCAAGCGAUCAAGCAUCUUUAGGUCUAAGUUUAUGAUUGUCACGUACAUCAAGAUACAGUGAAACGCUUUUGUUUGCAUGCAAUGCAAUGGAAUCAGGCAAUACUAUAUAUGAAUACUAUUAACCCAUACACAAGUGCCACAAGUAAAGUAAAGACAGGAAAUAGCAGAAUAUAGUUUCCCAGUACUGUAGAAAAAGUCCAGAGAAACAGUCUAAUGUCCACAAUGAGAUAGGUUGGAGAUUCAGGACAGUACCCUCGCUUAUACAAGGACCAUUCAGAAGUCUGAUAACAGAGGGGAAGAAGCUGCUCCUGAGUCUGGUGGUACGUUCUUUGAAGCUUCUGAACCUUCUGCCCGAUGGGACUGGAGAGAAGGAAUGACCAGUGUAGGAAAAAUCCUUGAUUGUGUUGGCUGCUUUCCCCAAGGUAGCGUGGAGUCUAGAUGGAGUCGACGGUGACAAGUCUGGCCUGUGUGAUGGACUGGGCUACAUCCACGGCUCUGCAAUGUAUUGCAGUCUUGGCCUGAGCUGUUCCUAAAACCAAGCUGUGAAGCAAGCUGACAGUGUGCUCUCCAUAACGCAUCAGCAGAGGUUUGUAAGAGUCAUUGGAGACAUGCCGAAUUUCCCCAGUCUCCUGAGGAAGCAGUGGCAUUGGUGUGCUUGGUGGCUCUCGUUUCAAUGUCGUUGGUCCACGUCAGGUAGUUGUGGUUACACCUGGAACUUGAAGCUGUCAACCAUUCCCAUCUCCACAUCAUGGAAGGUAGACAAAAAUGCUGGAGAAACUCAGCGGGUGCAGCAGCAUCUAUGGAACGAAGGAACUAGGCAACGUUUCGGGCCGAAACCCUUCUUCAGACCACAUCAUUGAUGCUGAUCGGGGAGUGUACUCCACCACUCUUCCUGAAGUCGAGAACAAGCUCCUUCAUCUUGCUGACCAUGAGGGAGAGGUUGAUGUCCUGACACCAUGUUACGGAGCUCCCUGAUCUCCUCCCUGUACUCACAACUCAGAUACUCCGAUGCUGUCCAAAUUUGCAUUGUAUUGCCGCAAGUUUAAUGUUCAGUUAAGGACUCGUAGAUGCAGUAGCGAUCCAGUUUACAUUCGUUAUGUUCAGGGGUUAAAAUCCAACAAACGUUCCAGACGUCAACAUUGAGGACCACAAUUAUUAAUACAGUAAAAUAUGCUCUUCUCUGCCAGAUAUAGUGGACUUCUUUACACUCUCCCUCCAGAGGAGGCACAAGAGACUGUAGAUGCUGGAAUCUGGAGCGAAGAAAGGAAGAGUAGCUGGAGGAACCAGGAUUUAGGUUUAUUAUGGCCAUGAACAGUGAAAAGCUUUUAUUUCUGUGAAAACCAAACAAAACUACUCUUGAAUACAAGCCAAACACAAACACAAUGGUAGAGAAAUAUUUUAGAUUUACAAGUGGAAAAGAGAUUUACAAGAGUGGGGAGAUUAUAUUGGAUGAUAGUGGACCCUCCCCAUGGACCAGCUAAACAAAGAGCGGCCACACUCGGACGCCAUCUUGUUAGGGUUCCAGCAGGUCUGUAAAGGCCCUGUCCCACUUAGGAGACCUAAACAGCAACCUCUGGUGACCUUGCCCGCCACCCAAGGUUUCCAUGAGGUCUCCGGAGGUUUUGGUCACUCUCCCUAAUGGUCGAAAGUGGUUUCCGCGUGGUCGAGGCUUCAUCUAGGUUGCUGCUAGUUUAUCAUCGUGAAUAAUACCGGCCUCGACUAAAAAUAGGUCGCCGUUUUAAAAAUCGAUCAUUUUUUAGUCGCAGGUCUAGUCGAAGCCGGUUUUCUUCAUAGUUGAGGAAGGUUUUCAACAUAUGUGUGGGAGGUGGUAGGAGGUUGCAGGGCAAGGUCAUCAGAGGUUGCUGUUUAGGUCUCCUAAGUGGGACAGGCCCUUUUCAUCCGUGGGGGGAGUGGACAGCCGACAUCUUGAUUUAGUUUAGUUUGGUUUCGAGGCACAGUGUGGAAACAGGCCCUUUCUGCCCACAGAGCUGGAAUCCUACACACAAGGGACAAUUUACAGAAGCCAAUUAACCGGAAACCGGAGCACCCGGAGAAAACCCACUCGGUCACAGGGAGAACGUACAAACUCCGUACAGGCAACACCCGUAGCCAGGAUUGAACUCGGGUCUCUGGCGCUGUGAGGCAGCAACUCUAUCGCUGUGCCACCCUUGAUCCAACAUGCCUACUGUCCAUUCCCUCCACAGAUGCUGCCUGACCCGCUGAGUUCCUCCAGCAACUCUUCCUUUUGUUUCGCUCCAGUUCCCUGUGCACUUGGUCACCAGACGUCAAAUGGUGGACUAUUGUGUUAAGUGGUGAUUAUUAGGCAGUGUGAAGCAAUGAUCAUUGGUGUGAAGCAGGUAUUAUUCUGCUGCUGCAGGAGCUUGCUUGUGCGCUUGAGGUUAACGAGACUGAUGGUGAUGGUCACAGACUCAGCAGGAGUUAAUUGCUUUUUGAAAGGGUGGGGGCAAGAAUUUUGACAGCUGGAUUGCGAACUGCUGACUUGGGAACCUCUGGCAACGGCCCAUGAUGGCUUUGAGAGGGAUGGGGAUCUUCAAACCUUCCGAGGCAGUGGAAGCCCAUCAGAUUCCAGAAGAUGCGUGUGGGAAGGAACUGCAGAUGCUGGUUUACACCGAAGAUAGUCACAAAAUGCUGGAGUAACUCAGUGGGUCGGGCAGCAUCCCUGGGGAACAUAGAGUCAUUCAGCUUGGAAACAGGCCCUUCAGUCCAACUUGCCCACUCCGAACAACAUAAUCCACCUACUCUAGUCCCACCUGAUAGUAUUUGGCCCACAUCCCCUAAACCUAUUACACCCAUGUACCUGUCUAAAUAUUUUUUAUACAUUAAACCUUUAAACAAGGAUAGGCGAUGUUGAGGAUUGGGACCAUUCUUCAGACUGAUGACUAUUGGAAACCUGUUUUCCAAUGUCAAAGUCCAGAUCUGGUAGAUGGAUUCCCUUUAUAAAAGUAUAAAGGAUUUUUUUUU